Symbiodinium sp. CCMP2592 is the source of this 1440-nucleotide messenger RNA. NCBI's taxonomy places the organism in Eukaryota, Dinophyceae, Suessiales, Symbiodiniaceae. The record is from the annotation of a GenBank genome assembly.
AUGGCUGGACCAUGGGGCGAGUGCCUGGCAGAGGCCACCGUCUGCGAACACACCGAGUCUAAUCGGGGUCAGGCCGGAGAGGUCAUCGACUUCCUGGUCAGCUGCGGCCAUCGUCACUUCGUAAAGGCUGCAGAUAAGCUCGAAAGGGCAACGCACAAAGCAAUGCGAAACGGGGGAAUUCACGCCUGUCCACCUGAUGCGAAGGUUCCUGAGGUCUGGAGGGUUGCGGGACACGGUCUCGCCCAGACUUCUCAACCAGUUGAAGCACAAACUGCACUCGCGGCCGGAUACACAACACCAUUGAGGUCGGGAUAUCCAACAGGAAACAGAUCGGGCAGCUCCAGCAGCUCAAGCUCAAGAUCGAGCUCAAGCUCAAGUUCGAGCUCGAGCUCAAGCUCAAGCUCAAGCUCCAGAAGCAGCUCCAGAGGUCUUGAUCCCGAGACCAAAUCUGCUUGCCGGAGUGCGCCGCAGAACGGCAGGAUAGACAUGCUGCUGGAAGUGCACGUUUCGGAGCUUCCCCUUGGCGUGGUUGCAGAACUUUCGAAACGAGGUGCUGCCAUAAGCUCAGCGACACUGCUCAAAACCAGUUUCCAUUCAACAUGGCUGGUAGAUGUCGAGCCGCCGUUGCAGGACUCGAAAGGGCACUCCAGAGUCAUUGUGCAAAUUUUGGGGGCGGAGGUUGGAGAUCAUGCCCCGGCGUUUUUCAUCUCUGCUAAGCAGAUCGAGCAGGCGAUGCGGCUGGCUCGGAAUUCAGGACUUCGAGUUCCAGAUGUUAUUCUCACCGGCUCCUGCGAGACACCAAUUGGCAACUUAGACUUCAUUGUGCAGGAGUUCAUCGUCUCGCAAACAGUAGAGGACAUCGUGAAAGCACCUCGAGAUGAGUGGCAUCGUCUGGAAGCCGAGAUCCUGACUACACUGAAGAAGGCUCCAGUUGAGCCUGCUGAUGCAUCUCCGUUGCUUUACUUCAAGACGCUCAGCGAGUACUUGAAUUGGCUGCUCGAAAUGGUACCACAAAAGCUUCCAGCAAUUGCAGAGGCCUUGAAUCGCUUCCUGCGCGAAAGUCCAGCAACGGAGUCGGGACGCGCCAUACUCAUGCACCAAGACAUCAACAAUGGAAAUCUGCUUGCUUCAAAAGUGGACGAGGCAUGGAAGCUAGACGCUGUGAUUGAUUGGGAGACGGCAGUUGCUGGUCCAGAAGAGUUGUGCGAGCGGCCGAAGCAGGAGCGAUGGCGGAUCGCCUUAGCUUUCGGAGACGUCGUGAAGGGAGCCUGGCUGGCUGAUCGCAUGGCAAUGGGUGAUUUGCCCCGCUGUGUCCUGGAGGAAUUGGUCGAAGACUACACAAGGUCUGCUAAGAAGCUUCAUCGCAGGAAGAAGCUGAGCUACCAGCCCUGGGCGAGUUUGUUGCAGCAAUGCCGCGCUGGAGCUCGACAAUCACGCUGA